CCAGAGGAUAUAAAGCCCAGCGCGUGCAUGUUGUGCGUCUGAUGUCAAGAUGACAGAGGUUCAUUCUGAUUCAUUACACUUCUCUAUCGGGAUUCUGGGGAUAUCUGGAGGUUCUUUACUGUUGCUGGUGAAGAACUAUGCAAGCUCCCCAGAUCAUCCGUUCAUUACAGACACAGCUUUAGGAAUCCUGCUUCUGCUGUUUGCUGCUCUUCUGGCUUAUGCUGGUGUAUUACGGAUUCAGUCCCACAGAUCCCUCUUAGCUAGUUUGUGCCUGACAGUGUCAGCCCUGUGGUGCGGUUCAGGUUUAAUUCACAUACUAUCAGGAGAGAAUAUCAUCAGAGGCAGAAAUGUGCUGAGAGAUGCCCUGGUGCCAGGCCUCGCUGCUUUUACCCUGGCACUGCUUGUUAUCUGUGUGGUGGCUGUUGUACAGCAUGAGGUCGUCCUUAUGUUUAUUGCUUUGUCUAUAUGUUUAGCGUGUGGCCACCAAAUCGCCGGUCUGGCAGAUUCGACUUUUGGACAGAAGCCCACUGCUGCUUGCUACUUCAUGGUCUGUGUCGUCUGUGCAUACUUUGGAAGCGGGCGUUUGUUGUCUUAUGUCACAGGGAGAAAGGUUCAGCUACCUGGAAUAGGUUUAUUAAACAAAGAUAGCAGAAAACCAUUACAGAGUCGAGAGGCGAAUGACAUCGCGGCCAUCGGAAUUAUCAUGAACUUGUUGUCGGCUAGCGUGGUAGCUUGUCCUUUGCUCGGUGUGGUGCCGACACUUUUUGCCGGUCACGUGCCGUGGCUGUGGACCGCCGCUGUCUUUCAGCUGGGAGUUUGUGUGAAGAUGUACAGGGCUAUGGAUACCCUUUCAGCCACCUUUUAUGGCUUUACAUCUAUUCUGCGAUUCACAGAGGGUUAUACCGCCCUAGUGGUGGACCAGACAGGCCAGGUACCCUAUUCCUCAGUGCCGUUUCCCGUGGUAUUGUCUGUGCUGUUUUUUAUUCUAGCUGUGUUUAACUUACAAGGGGGAUUAGUGAACACCGUCUACCAACUGUUCUUUGUGGCGUACAGUAUAGCAAUAGCAUGCGAGCCACAAAGCUUCUUUCAAAGGGGGACGCAAGGUGUACAGGCAGCUAUCUUUGUUACUUCUGCCAUUGUGCUCUUCAUAUCCCUUUACAACAUGGCUUCCACAAACAAGAUACCAACAGGUGCAGGUAUAUUUAGGAAGCUGCUGGCCCACAGCAAUCAGUUCGUCCUACACACCCAUGACAAAGAUCUCCACGCUCCCUAUCUAGGCUUUUCUAAAUACGCAGACGCUGAAGUGUUGGGCCACGGUUGCAGUGUCCUGGCUGCUUUUUCAAUUUCAGCCUCUGUUUCUAGCGGACACCCCUUGGCAGUGCUGAUCCUGCCGUGGGCUGUAGUUUCGGGUGGCAUGUUGCACCUGCUGUGUGGUUGUGUGGCCUUUGCUCGGGGCAAGACCCUGGAGAGCACAACUUUUAUCCUUUAUGGUGUCAUGUGGACAGUGUGGGGACUGACACGCUUCGGCGGUUUCUACGGCGACGUCCGCGGUUUCCACUUAGCUGUGGGAAUCAUCAGUUUCAUGCUCUUCAAUGUGUUAGUGACGGCCGGGGCUCUAUUUCUCAACAAGGCGUGGUUCAUCUAUGCCUUCACCUUCCAGCUCAUACUCAUCAGUUUCUUACUGGAUGCAGUAGGCGUGCUGCCCUACGGCUACGAUAUUGGCGUGACGAUUAUUUUCGGGUUGGUCAGCUUCUACAUCUUCUUGGCCAGCAUUUUUAACUGCACCUUCAAGAGUCCACAGCUUCCAUUCGGAGAUCCUUGGAUCAAGCUGAAAGGCUUCGGAGGUGGUAAAGACCUCUGUCCUCAUCUUUCAGCAAGGAAGUCCACAUCUGUUGAACAGAUUGCAGAAAUAAUGAAGAAUGGGGGCAUAUGUGGAAUGCCCACAGACACGGUUUAUGUUCUUGUGGCAGCUUGCAAUCGUCCACAGGCCGUUGAGAAAGCCUAUAAGGUAAAGAAACAGGCUAAGGAGCGUCCCAUGUCCUUAUGGAUUUCCUCCAUAAAUCAGUUGGAGCCCGUCAGACAACAGAUCAGUCCUCUUCUUUGGGACUUCAUGGAAGCAGCCUGGCCAUCCUCCAUUAGUUUAGUUAUAGCGAGAGCUCCAUGGAUGGAAUUCUUUGGUUUGGGCGAGUCAUCAAAAUAUAUUGGCACGGCACAGAGCAUAGCUAUAAGAAAUCCUGAUUGUACAGUUGCUACGCAUCUCAUAAACUCAGUGGGUCCCAUUGCCGUCACAUCCGCCAACCCUACUGGUGAAGCGGACACAACUCAUCAUAACCAGGUUUAUGCAAAACUUGGUGACAAGGUAGAUGGAGUGCUGUGUGAUGGGCCAUCGCCAGAGAAUAUUGCAUCAACAGUAGUAGACUGUACCAAAAUUGAAAGCGGCCAGAUUGGAUUUUUCCGUGUCGGACUGAUUCCUAAAUCCAAGGUUCUUCAGAUCUUUGAGGACAUUCAGAAGCGACAUAGACAAGGUCAGAUAAACGAGGCUUUUGAGACGGACGUGGCAGAUCCUCAGACAGAUGUAUCUGAUAUUAACACAGACUCUGGUCUUGCUCAGAUGACUCCUGCACACUCACAGAGUUCUUCAGACCUCACUGAACAUGACCAGCAGAUGAAUGAGAACGAGAUGGCCAAUCGCUGAUAUCAAUGCUAUUCAUUGUAAUUUUUCAAUAUGUAAAUAGACUGCAUUUAUAUAGCACUUUCACAGACCAAUGGCCAUCCAAAGUGCUUCACAAGUUACCUCACAUUCACACACCAAUGGCAAGUGUCAGCCAUGCAAGGCACCAUCCAGCUCGUCAGGAGCGGCUGGGGUUAGGUGUUUUGCUCAAGAACACCACCACACUUGGUCAGGUGGUGCCAGGGAUUGAACUACCAACCUUCUGGUUUGUAGACAACCUACAUGAACCAAUGAGCCACUGCCGCCCCAAUAUGUGCAUUAUUUUAUAAUGUAUAAUCAGUUUACACAAGCACACACAAUGGAGCAGAAAACAAUGCACUUCAUGUUGAUGAAGGAGCAAAUAUCAACUCAGAACUUUGUUAACCAUGUUAACAUUUUUAUUUUCAUUUUAUUGUAUACAUUUAGUAGUCAAUACACAAUACAAGGACAUGUCAAAAGGAGAUUUUUGUAAAGUACAUUUUUAUUAUUUAUUAUUUUAAGAUGACAAAUUGAUCCAUUAUGUUAGUUGUAAACCCUUUACACAAAGGAUCUAAAUUAUUAAGUUGAUGUGUUUUUAAAUCAUUGUAGCCAUGUAAUUAUAAAAUAUUGAAAAUGAAUCAUUUGAAUCAUUUAAAUGUAUAUAAAUACAACUGAUCUAUAUUAACAUGUCUUCAUCCACUGAAUCCUGAAUGAAUAAAACAUCAUAUUUGGAGACGACAUGAGCUCCACAAAAGUGCUUUAUAAUCAGGUGUGCCCUGUACACUGCUAGGUGUAAGACCCACUUGUGUAACUUUAUAUCAUUUUUGUCCUUCAUCUUAGAGACCACAAUAUAAAAUUAUAAAAAUGGCAGAUUUAUACACAGUAGGUUAACUUAAGAUUUACAAACAUUAUUAGAUUAUAGCAAACUAGUGUUGAUCUGCUUGCUACAUUAAUUAC
Messenger RNA from Paramisgurnus dabryanus, 3646 nucleotides. RefSeq lists its product as uncharacterized. The record is from RefSeq and is a predicted model, not a curated record. Gene Ontology annotation, molecular function: double-stranded RNA binding; tRNA binding; nucleotidyltransferase activity. Lineage: Eukaryota; Metazoa; Chordata; Actinopteri; Cypriniformes; Cobitidae. Gene Ontology annotation, cellular component: cytoplasm. Gene Ontology annotation, biological process: regulation of translational fidelity.